Molecule: messenger RNA, 3501 nt
Organism: Knipowitschia caucasica
Lineage: Eukaryota; Metazoa; Chordata; Actinopteri; Gobiiformes; Gobiidae
Source: the annotation of a GenBank genome assembly
AUGUUCACACCAUCAUGUGCGUGCACACGCAUGUUCAGAUGCCACAGGAUACUACAGAUGCCACAGGAUACAGCAGAUGCCACAGGAUACAGCAGGUGCCACAGGAUACAGCAGAUGCCACAGGAUACAGCAGAUGCCACAGGAUACAGCAGGUGCCACAGGAUACAGCAGGUUCCACAGGAUACAGAAGAUGCCACAGGAUACAGCAGAUGCCACAGGACACAGCAGAUGCCACAGGAUACAGCAGAUGCCACAGGAUACAGCAGAUGCCACAGGAUACAGCAGGUGCCACAGGAUACAGCAGGUGCCACAGGAUACAGCAGAUGCCACAGGAUACAGCAGAUGCCACAGGAUACAGCAGGUGCCACAGGAUACAGCAGAUGCCACAGGAUACAGCAGGUGCCACAGGAUACAGCAGGUGCCACAGGAUACAGAAGAUGCCACAGGACACAGCAGAUGCCACAGGAUACAGCAGAUGCCACAGGAUACAGCAGGUUCCACAGGAUACAGCAGAUGCCACAGGAUACAGCAGGUGCCACAGGAUACAGCAGGUGCCACAGGAUACAGCAGAUGCCACAGGACACAGAAGAUGCCACAGGAUACAGCAGGUGCCACAGGAUACAGCAGAUGCCACAGGAUACAGCAGAUGCCACAGGAUACAGCAGGUGCCACAGGAUACAGCAGGUUCCACAGGAUACAGAAGAUGCCACAGGAUACAGCAGAUGCCACAGGAUACAGCAGAUGCCACAGGAUACAGCAGGUGCCACAGGAUACAGCAGGUUCCACAGGAUACAGAAGAUGCCACAGGAUACAGCAGAUGCCACAGGAUACAGCAGAUGCCACAGGAUACAGCAGAUGCCACAGGAUACAGCAGGUGCCACAGGAUACAGCAGGUUCCACAGGAUACAGAAGAUGCCACAGGAUACAGCAGAUGCCACAGGAUACAGCAGAUGCCACAGGAUACAGCAGGUGCCACAGGAUACAGCAGGUUCCACAGGAUACAGAAGAUGCCACAGGAUACAGCAGGUGCCACAGGAUACAGCAGGUGCCACAGGAUACAGCAGGUGCCACAGGAUACAGCAGGUGCCACAGGAUACAGCAGGUGCCACAGGAUACAGCAGAUGCCACAGGAUACAGCAGGUGCCACAGGAUACAGCAGGUGCCACAGGAUACAGCAGGUGCCACAGGAUACAGCAGGUGCCACAGGAUACAGCAGGUGCCACAGGAUACAGCAGGUGCCACAGGAUACAGCAGGUGCCACAGGAUACAGCAGGUGCCACAGGAUACAGCAGGUGCCACAGGAUACAGCAGGUGCCACAGGAUACAGCAGGUGGCCACAGGAUACAGCAGGUGCCACAGGAUACAGCAGGUGCCACAGGAUACAGCAGGUGCCACAGGAUACAGCAGGUGCCACAGGAUACAGCAGGUGCCACAGGAUACAGCAGAUGCCACAGGAUACAGCAGGUGCCACAGGAUACAGCAGGUGCCACAGGAUACAGCAGAUGCCACAGGAUACAGCAGGUGCCACAGGAUACAGCAGGUGCCACAGGAUACAGCAGGUGCCACAGGAUACAGCAGGUGCCACAGGAUACAGAAGAUGCCACAGGACACAGCAGAUGCCACAGGAUACAGCAGAUGCCACAGGAUACAGCAGGUUCCACAGGAUACAGCAGAUGCCACAGGAUACAGCAGGUGCCACAGGAUACAGCAGAUGCCACAGGAUACAGCAGAUGCCACAGGAUACAGCAGGUGCCACAGGAUACAGCAGAUGCCACAGGAUACAGCAGGUGCCACAGGAUACAGCAGGUGCCACAGGAUACAGCAGAUGCCACAGGAUACAGCAGGUGCCACAGGAUACAGCAGGUGCCACAGGAUACAGCAGGUGCCACAGGAUACAGCAGGUGCCACAGGAUACAGCAGAUGCCACAGGAUACAGCAGGUGCCACAGGAUACAGCAGGUGCCACAGGAUACAGCAGAUGCCACAGGAUACAGCAGGUGCCACAGGAUACAGCAGGUGCCACAGGAUACAGCAGGUGCCACAGGAUACAGCAGGUGCCACAGGAUACAGAAGAUGCCACAGGACACAGCAGAUGCCACAGGAUACAGCAGAUGCCACAGGAUACAGCAGGUUCCACAGGAUACAGCAGAUGCCACAGGAUACAGCAGGUGCCACAGGAUACAGCAGAUGCCACAGGAUACAGCAGAUGCCACAGGAUACAGCAGGUGCCACAGGAUACAGCAGAUGCCACAGGAUACAGCAGGUGCCACAGGAUACAGCAGGUGCCACAGGAUACAGCAGAUGCCACAGGAUACAGCAGAUGCCACAGGAUACAGCAGAUGCCACAGGAUACAGCAGGUGCCACAGGAUACAGCAGAUGCCACAGGAUACAGCAGGUGCCACAGGAUACAGCAGAUGCCACAGGAUACAGCAGAUGCCACAGGAUACAGCAGGUGCCACAGGAUACAGCAGAUGCCACAGGAUACAGCAGGUGCCACAGGAUACAGCAGGUGCCACAGGAUACAGCAGAUGCCACAGGAUACAGCAGGUGCCACAGGAUACAGCAGGUGCCACAGGAUACAGCAGGUGCCACAGGAUACAGCAGGUGCCACAGGAUACAGAAGAUGCCACAGGACACAGCAGAUGCCACAGGAUACAGCAGAUGCCACAGGAUACAGCAGGUUCCACAGGAUACAGCAGAUGCCACAGGAUACAGCAGGUGCCACAGGAUACAGCAGAUGCCACAGGAUACAGCAGAUGCCACAGGAUACAGCAGGUGCCACAGGAUACAGCAGAUGCCACAGGAUACAGCAGGUGCCACAGGAUACAGCAGGUGCCACAGGAUACAGCAGGUGCCACAGGAUACAGCAGGUGCCACAGGAUACAGAAGAUGCCACAGGACACAGCAGAUGCCACAGGAUACAGCAGAUGCCACAGGAUACAGCAGGUUCCACAGGAUACAGCAGAUGCCACAGGAUACAGCAGGUGCCACAGGAUACAGCAGGUGCCACAGGAUACAGCAGAUGCCACAGGAUACAGCAGGUGCCACAGGAUACAGCAGAUGCCACAGGAUACAGCAGAUGCCACAGGAUACAGCAGGUGCCACAGGAUACAGCAGGUGCCACAGGAUACAGAAGAUGCCACAGGACACAGCAGAUGCCACAGGAUACAGCAGAUGCCACAGGAUACAGCAGAUGCCACAGGAUACAGCAGGUGCCACAGGAUACAGCAGAUGCCACAGGAUACAGCAGAUGCCACAGGAUACAGCAGGUGCCACAGGAUACAGCAGGUGCCACAGGAUACAGCAGGUGCCACAGGAUACAGCAGGUGCCACAGGAUACAGCAGGUGCCACAGGAUACAGCAGGUUCCACAGGAUACAGCAGGUGCCACAGGAUACAGCAGGUGCCACAGGAUACAGCAGAGGCCACAGGAUACAGCAGGUGCCACUCCCAGGCUGCAGUCCGGCCCUGGAGGCAGCGACAGAAGCUAACACUGCUCUAG